ACUUCAACCAUCUCAUCACGGAACCCAUUGGAGACGAAUUUCUGGCGCAACGAGACAAAACAAAAAAAGCCCCCCACUGAUAGAUACCCAUCAUCCAGCUCACACCGAUACCCAUACAGGAUCAGGCUCUUGCACGGCAGAGCUUGCCAAUUUCAUAGUCAAUAUGCCCAUCACAAUACUCAAACCUCGGUCGAUACCUCAAACCCACGAUCAUACGUUCCAUGCAUCAGACUCAGACUCAGACUCAGACUCUGGAGGUGUUGAUUUGGAUGGCGACGUUAGUAUGAGCCGAGCAUCAAAACGUGGGCGGAGCGGAGACCACGAAAUUGUGACACCAGGCGAAGUUAUUACAGACGACCCCCAGUGGAUGAGGGGCCACGGGACCUACGUCAGCUCUGCAGAGGGAGCCAUCGUCUCCUCCGUGGCAGGCACGGUAACCCGCACCAACAAACUUCUCUCCGUCCGGCCUCUGCGGGCCCGGUACACCCCGGAGAUCGGCGACUUGGUGGUCGGGCGCAUCGUCGAGGUGCAACCAAAGCGGUGGCGCGUCGACGUGGGGGCCAGCCAGCUCGCGACCCUACAGAUCAGCGCCAUCAACCUGCCCGGCGGCAUCCUGCGCAAGCGUACCGACACGGACGAGCUGCAGAUCCGCUUCUUCUUCGCCGAGGGGGACCUUCUCGUGGCCGAGGUCCAGACGCUGCACGCCGAAGGCGGCGCCUCCCUGCACACCCGCAGCUUGCGGUACGGAAAGCUGCGCAACGGCGUCUUCUGCGCGGUGAGUGGUAUCGGCGGCGGCGGCGGCGGCGUCGUGCGUGCCAAGAGACAGAGCUGGACCAUGGAGGCGGCAAACGGUGGCGGUGCCGUCGAAGUUAUGCUCGGCGUGAACGGCUACAUCUGGAUCAGCAAACAUGUGGAUGGCGAGGUUCCCACCGAGGGCGUGGGGCUGAACAGGAUGGAAGAGUCGGUCAGUGCCAACGUCUAUUCAAGCCAGAAUGACCGGAUUGAGGCCGAGACCAUGCGGGAGAUUGCCCGGAUCCGGAGCGUCAUCUUCGCCUUGGUCGACAACGGGCUCCGGGUGGACGAGGAAACGGUUACGGAGGGAUAUAGGGUGGCCGUUGAGAUGGGUCAUGAGACGCCCGACGAUGACAUCUACCUUGGCGGUGAGAGGGGCCAGAGAUUGGCGGCUGUCCUCAUUGCCAGAGAUGACUAGUGGGUGUGGAUAGGUAGGCGGCGGCACUUGGGAGAGAAUCCCACUAUCUACCAAACAAAUUACGAAAAAAAGAAAGAAAAAAGGCUAUCGUUAUUACUCGGUCUUGUUCUCAUAGACGAUUUGGCCAUCGAGGCAUCUUUCUCGUCACGCUAUGCAUUCAUUUCAGAACAGGCAAGGUAUAUAUACGACCAUCCCCCAAACGCCGCGUCCCAUGAUAUGCUUCGGAUAUCUGCUUCGCCUCCAAUCGUGCUUAAUCAACCCUGUGUGAGGACCGCCCCGGCAAAGUAUCCCUUGUUCUCCAACACCCCCC
Sodiomyces alkalinus F11 is the source of this 1520-nucleotide messenger RNA. RefSeq names its product exosome complex exonuclease RRP4. The transcript is spliced from 2 exons. The record is from RefSeq and is a predicted model, not a curated record. Gene Ontology annotation, cellular component: nuclear exosome (RNase complex); cytoplasmic exosome (RNase complex). Bases 164 to 1210 code for a protein of 348 amino acids. Lineage: Eukaryota; Fungi; Ascomycota; Sordariomycetes; Glomerellales; Plectosphaerellaceae. Gene Ontology annotation, biological process: poly(A)-dependent snoRNA 3'-end processing; U4 snRNA 3'-end processing; nuclear polyadenylation-dependent rRNA catabolic process. Gene Ontology annotation, molecular function: RNA binding.